Stegostoma tigrinum is the source of this 2731-nucleotide messenger RNA. It is a transcript of the gene zmynd10, whose product is annotated as zinc finger, MYND-type containing 10. The record is from RefSeq and is a predicted model, not a curated record. Lineage: Eukaryota; Metazoa; Chordata; Chondrichthyes; Orectolobiformes; Stegostomatidae. Gene Ontology annotation, cellular component: cytoplasm; centriolar satellite. Gene Ontology annotation, biological process: inner dynein arm assembly; motile cilium assembly; outer dynein arm assembly.
ACGGUGCGGGCGGCGGUUGGAGCUGGACGAUGGCGGCUGGGAUAGUCUCUUCGGGCUCGGUUCUGCUCCUCCCCGUGGAGGCUGCAGGAUACGUGCAGAGUCUCGAGGAGUUCCCGCUUAAAGAGAUCGGCAGCCCCCGAUGGUUCAGACAGCAUGAAUACAUCGAGAAGCUGAAUAUGCAGGCCAUCAUCAAUGCCACUGCUGACCAGGAUGAAUUUGUCAAGGAAACCAUUUACUCUCAUGCGAAGGUGCCCACACUGAUUCAUGAACUCCUGGCCAUAGAGAUCUGGAAGCAGAAAGUGUUUCCUAUAUUGUGUCAGCUCCAGGAUUUCAAUCCAAAGAGUACUUUCCCUAUAUACAUUGUGAUUCAUCAUGAGGCAACCAUCAUUAACCUCCUAGAAACUAUUCUUUACCAUAAGGAUGUAUGUGAUUCUGCAGAUGAGGCGGUUCUGGACCUUGCUGAUUAUUGUCAUAGAAAGGUGACCCUUCUUGCUGCACGAAAUGAUGACCCUGAAAAUCAGGAACAGAACAAACCAUCGCCAGCAUCCCUAAAGGAAUUGCAGAAGCAGAAUCAAGAGCUGGAAUUUGAUAUCUCCCUGAAGGCACUCUCUAUUCUCCGCUACAUAACUGAUCACAUUGACAGCCUGCCAUUGUGUGUUCAGACACGGCUCCUGAAUACACACAAUAUCCCCUGUGUGCUGGUUCAUCUGCUGGAAUAUUGCCCCUGGAGCCGAUCUGGUCCAAAAGGUGAACUGCAGAAGUAUGCUGAUGGCAGAUGGCAUACAGUUCCCACUGAGGACAGGCUGAAAAUAACCAAACUGGAUGGGCAGGUCUGGCUUGCAUUAUACAAUCUGAUUCUGAAGCCUGACUGCCAGCAGAGGUAUGACUUCAACAACUUCAACAAGAACCAGUUGCUAAAGCUGCAAAGCUUCCUGACCGAAGUCGUCAUUGACCAAAUACCCAACUUGGUGGAGUUGCAACGUUUCCUGGGCCACCUUGCAAUGACAGACCCACCUCCAGCAAAGAGAGAUCUUAUCUUGGAACAGGUUCCUGAUAUCCGCAAUAGGAUCAUUCGAGAAAACUCUAACAAAUGGAAAGCCCUUGCGAAGUACCAAGUGAAAACAGCAUUUAACCCUUCUGAGCAGGAUUUGCGUGAACAAGCCCAGAGAUUGACAGAAACUUACAAUCUGGAUGUGAUGGAGAAUCUGAUUUCAGAUCGCCCAAAAUGUGGAUUUUGCGGAGCAGAGGCAGCCAAACGGUGUUCCCGGUGCCAAGUUGAGCGGUACUGUCGGAGGGAGUGCCAGGUGAAGCACUGGUCAAAACACAAGAAAGCCUGUGACCUACUGGCUGUUGCUGCAAAGAAACUGAAUGAGGAAUUAGAAAUCAGUUGGUGCAAACCAAACUGGUGAGCACCUGGCUACUCACCUAUUUGGCACUGAGCAGAACAAUACAGUCCCAACCUGACACACUAUAUUGAUGUGUAUUCGGCUAUCCGUUUAACAUACAAAGUGUGAUAUUUGAAUAGCCUAACUCUAUGGAACUUCUCUUUGUUCAGGAGGAUAAUAAUUAAGUAAAGACUAACUUGUAGGGAUUAUUUUUAAAAUAUAAUUUUUGGAACAACUUAAAUCUGUAAUCUCCUAUUGUCAUGCUUUAAAUGCUGUUUGUCAGUGUGAACAUAGGAGAGUAUCCAAACUCAAACUUUGAAUUUAUUGCUGUUACAAGAAAGUUUGUUGAGCCAACUGAAAAGUUGCUCUUGUGAAAAUAUUCUCUUUUGUAUUUUGUGUUUAUCUCGUGACACCGCACGUGCCUGUGAUGAACUGCUUGUACUGGUGUUUUUAUAAAGUACCAUUUGUAGCUUUUCUUGCCAUGACCUGGAUAGGGGUCAUACCAGCUCUUCUUAGCACAUUGGGAUCAGGAAAACGGAGCUCAUACUGAAAUGCACAGUAUUUCAAUUGUGCAGAAAUACUAUGGAUAUCUGAUUUGAUUCAGUUUCUUCCAACUAUCAGCAUCUUAAGUAACUGUGUGUGAGAGAUACUGAAUAUCUUUAAAUGCCUUGUGCUAGUGCCAGCUUGACUGUCACUGAGCCAGAGUGAAGAAAACAAGACAUGCUGGAUGUAUUCACUGCUACCAGCUACCACUGGCUUUUUUAAAAGACAGUUAGCAGCAACGAUGUAAUUCAUAGACAGUACGCUUGAUUUUUAAUGUAAAUAUCAUACGUUUUACUGAGAUACUCCUGUAUCUUUGUCUUUAGUCCCUCUAUAGAAACUGAAGGAGAACCAUACUUGUAACAGGGAGUGUGAAUGAGUUUUAUUUUAUUCAAUGCCUGCAAGUAAGGGCUCACCAUGAGCUGCUAUUGAAAAUUUGGACACAGACAGGAUAAUCCCUCACUGCCUAGAGUAAAUACAAGACUUGAACCAUUGCUUCAUGUGAAUAUAAAAGGUUGAAUGAUGCAUAUCGCUGUUCCAGAUAUCAGGGUUACUUUUCUUUAUUGGAGUGUCACUGGUAUUUUUGAAUGUUGUUUGUUCAAGUUUUGACUUUGUAGUAGAAAGAAAUUUACAAAUCCCGGCAGUUUCAGUUGUCGAACAGGAACGCGCUUCAGAGGAGACUUUGCAUUUGAAUUUGGUCACCUGUAGUUGCCACUGCUGAUAGUGGCUGUUAAAUCUCUGCUGUCUUACUGUCUGCUGUGUAAACUUAACAAAACUGGACUGGAUAAAAAUUAGCCUGUUUUCUA